AUGGGCAGUUCCCCUCCGUCUGGCGUCGAACCCGGGAGCUUGACAAUUGGCCCCCAAGACCCUUACCAAACGAGCUACCACAUCCCGUUUUAUGGUAAUCUUGAGAUGGUAGGUUAUCGGUGGAUCACAAGAUUACUUGCUCUUGCUUGUUAUGCAAUCCUCCUUAUGCCUGGUUUUCUUCAAGUUGCAUAUCAUUAUUUUUUCUCACCCCAAGUUAGGAGGAGUAUUGUAUAUGGUGAUCAACCUAGGAAUAGGCUGGAUUUGUACAUACCACCACCAACAAGUGCCGGCCUUAAGCCUGUUGUGGUUUUCGUGACUGGUGGAGCUUGGAUUAUCGGGUACAAAGCUUGGGGCUCUCUCUUGGGACUGCAGCUAGCAGAAAGGGAUAUCAUUGUUGCAUGUCUAGAUUACAGAAACUUUCCUCAAGGAACAAUUAGUGACAUGGUAAGAGAUGUUUCUCAAGGAAUCUCAUUUGUAUGCAAUAACAUCUCUGCAUUUGGAGGCGAUCCUAAUAGAAUAUAUUUGAUGGGACAAUCAGCUGGUGCACAUAUCUCUUCUUGUGCUCUCAUUGAACAAGCCAUUAAAGAAUCAAGAGGAGAACGUAUCUCAUGGAGUGCUUCUCAGAUAAAAGCUUACUUCGGUUUAUCUGGCGGGUACAAUCUCUUCAAUAUGGUUGAACACUUCCAUAACCGAGGCCUGUAUCGUUCUAUUUUCCUUAGCAUAAUGGAGGGAGAAGAGUCAUUUGAACAAUACUCUUCUGGCAUCAGAUUGAAAGAGCCGAGAGUAAGAAAAGCUGCAUCUCUCUUGACUCAUAUUGUGCUCUUUCAUGGAUCCGAAGACUACUCCAUCCCAUGUGAAGCAAGCAAAACUUUUGCUGAAGCUCUUCAAGGUGUUGAAGUUAAAACAGACCUAAUUAUCUACAAUGGUAAAACUCACACUGAUCUAUUUCUUCAGGAUCCUUUGAGAGGAGGUAAAGACGAGCUGUUUGAUCAUAUAGUCUCCAUGAUACACGCCAAUGACAGUGACGGUUUGAGUAAAGAUGCGGUUGCACCACCGAGAAGACGGCUUGUGCCUGAGAUUUUGCUUAAACUGGCUGGUAAGGUCAGCCCUUUCUGAACAUGAAGACUAAUGUUCGAUAUGUUUGUUGAAACUUCUUGUUCUGU
Molecule: messenger RNA, 1163 nt
Organism: Brassica oleracea var. oleracea
Lineage: Eukaryota; Viridiplantae; Streptophyta; Magnoliopsida; Brassicales; Brassicaceae
Product: probable isoprenylcysteine alpha-carbonyl methylesterase ICMEL2
Exons: 12
Coding region: 1-1116 (371 amino acids)
Source: RefSeq, a predicted model, not a curated record